GCUCGUAUAAUUAACGACGCAGCUGGAUCUCUUGUUGCCUUUUGUAACAUCUCUCCCUCCCUCUCUGGCUCUGCCCAGCACAAUUCAGGUAUUUCCCUUCGCCACCCUGUCUUCCAUGUGUGACAUUUAGGUAAGGCUUUCUCUGUAGCUCUCUUACAUUCCUUGCUGGGACAACAGCCAGCAAGGUUGCCUGCUUCUGUGGAAAGGGCAAGCAAGGCCAAAUAUUCAACUGUUUCCCGACAGCAGCGAGGUUGCAGGGGAGAAAACAAAGCACCAAGGCCGGGAGAAAAGGCUACCCAGGAUGGAGACGGCAAGAGUGAAUGGGAGCAACGGCAAGCAAGAGGAGGUGAAGACCACCACCUCUCCCAAGAAGGAGGCAGAAGAAGGGAAGAAGUCUACCAGCCCAAUCAGGGGGGAGAAAGAUGUCAACAAAAAUAAUGCCAGUCCUUCAUUGGAGACAGGGCAGCUCAAAAAUUCAGUGUAUUCUGGGGGCGACUGGAAGAGGCCCAUCAUUCAGUUUGUUGAAUCAUCUGAUGAGAAGAGGUCAACCUACUUUAACGUAGAGCCCGCGGAGGCCAAAAAGCCAUCUUUCCCAAACAUGCAACUGGGGGAAACUCGGAGGCCACCGGUUUCCUUCCCAGAGAGAGGGGACCUGAGGAAGUCGAUCUACAAUGUGGAGACGAAAAAAACCUUCAUCAGCGAAGGGGAUGUGAAAAAGCCACUCUUUUCCAGUGGGCAGAUUGCAGACCUAAGGAAGCCCAAUAUCUCCCUUGGGGAUUUGGGAGAGGCCAAGAGAUCCAGCUACAACCGGGUGAGCAGAGGGUCCAGCUCAAGGCCCCGGGUGAAUCUCGAAGAGGUCCUCUGUGACUCCUGCAUCGACAACAAGCAGAAGGCUGUGAAGUCCUGCCUGGUUUGCCAAGCCAGCUUCUGUGAGCUCCACUUGAAGCCCCACUUAGAAGGGGCCGCUUUCCGGGAUCACCAGCUCCUAGACCCCAUCAGGGACUUUGAAGCCAGGAAAUGCCCUGUGCAUGGCAAGACGAUGGAGCUCUUCUGCCAGACAGACCAGGUCUGCAUCUGUUAUCUCUGCAUGUUCCAGGAGCACAAGAACCACACCACGGUGACGGUGGAGGUCGAGAAAUCCGGCAAAGAGACGGAGCUCUCUUUGCAGAAAGAGCAGCUUCAGCUCAAGAUCAUAGAGCUGGAGGACGAAGUGGACAAAUGGCACAAAGAGCGGGAUCGCAUCAAGAACUUCACUGCCAACGAGAAAUCUACGGUGGACCAGCAUUUCAAAGAGCUGAUCCGCGACCUGGAGAAGCAGCGGGAAGAAGUGAAGGCCGGUUUGGACCACAGGGAGAAGGUUGCCAUGGAGAACAUCAAGGAGAUUGUGGAGGAGCUGGAAGAAAGGGCUAAGCUAUUGCAAGAGGAUAAGGACACGAGGGAACAGAUCAGCCAGAUCAGCGAUUCAGUGCUCUUCCUGCAGGAAUUUGGAGCGAUGAUGAGGAGUUACACCAUCCCCCCCUCCCUGCCGACAUACAGCAUCCUGCUCGAGGGAGAGAACAUGAGCCCAGCUAUGGGGAUCCUGAGAGACGACCUCCUGAAUGUCUGCAUGAGACACGUUGAGAAGGUCUGCAAGGCAGACCUCAGCAGGAACUUCAUUGAGAGGAACCACAUGGAGAACGAACUUCAGAAGCGUUCUGCUGCAUCAGGCCAAAGGCCCAUCCAGUCCGGCAUUUGGAUUCCACCAACAGCCAGCCAGAUGCCAAAGGAUAGGAAAGCAAGCCAUAGAGGCCACAGGCCUUUGCUCGCCCUCAGCAAAGGCCCAGCACCAGUGAGUGGCCAGGUUGGGCACUGACUAAGAGACCCUGUGGCUGAGAGGGACCCCUGCUUCUGGAGCUGGGUGGGUGUAGCUUGCACCCUGCGACCUGAUGCUGGUGCAGAUUGUGGAACAGGAGCCACCAUCCCAGGCAACAACCCCCUGCUGCACGCAGGCUGGCCAUGCCACUUCUCACUUCACUGCAUCAGUGUGCCAUAUGCACAUGCUUGCCAUCAUCCAAGAUAACGGUGGGGCAUCAAUAUGCCCCCCACCAUCUUGGGUGAUGGCAGGCAUGCACAGCACACUAGUGCACUGAUGUGGCCAGUCCUAUUUAAGUCCCCACUGGUGGUGGUAGUGCCGCUGCAUCGCUUCUGCCACCUUCAAGGGCCCACAGCAAUCUGGUGCUGGCCCUGCUACUGUGCAACACAGCAGUUCAUAAUCACUUAUUAUAAUUGAUGUAAUUUCUGGUCACAUGAAUACUUAUGACAGUUGCUAGAUGUAUUAUCUACAUUUCAAAAAAAUCACAGGGAAUAUAAAACCUUAAUCUGUUUCACAUCUCAGAUACUUAUCUGUAAAAUGGACAUAGUAUUUCUCUGCCUCACAAGGAGCUGUGAUAGCAAAAAAUGAAUUAAAUCUUGGCAGCUUCCAGUGCUGAGAACCAGGCAGAAGCCUAGAUAGCUCAUCUCUGGCCCUCAGGAUGGAAUUUGCUUUUGCCCAGGGCAUCGGGGCUGGUGGGUAUGUAUGAGUAAUCACCCACCACCUUUCAAUUUGUGUGGAGAAGACAAGGAGUGGAGUAAGGCUUCUGUAGCAGAAAUAAAGCCUUUGAUGUGGCUCUUGAUGAAGGUUGCCAUGGAAACCCCAGAUCCUUAUCAUUUCAUUAAGAUCUGUAUCAAACAUGCCUCUUUUUGUUCCUUGGCAAAGGGUCUUACAAAUCUCUCCGGGCUUCAAACACAUCUAACGUGCCAAAGACAUGCUGGAACACUCCAAGGCAAUAAUCAGAUAUGAGGAUGCAGAUCAAAUGUGGAACUGGGGUUAAUGCAGUCAUGGGUGCAAUCUAAUCUAGUUUACUAAACCAGCAUUUGCAAAUUCUCACCAGUUUAAAACUGAAUAUCAAGAAGGGUGCUAGAACGGUAAGAGAAGAAGGUAUAUUUGGGCUGUGUGUGCAACAGGAGCGGAAAACUUGUGGCCCUCAAGAUGCUGUUGGACUCCGACUUCUGUUGGCCUAAAAAAGCAUGGCCAAUGGUUGGAGAUGAUGGGAGUUGUAGUCCAACAACAUUGGGGGGGGCACUGGUUCUCAACCCCCGGUGUACACUUUUAAUGGCUUUGUUGAGAGGAAAGGGGCAUAUAUGGCCCCAGGGACCUUACCAUUGCAUUAGUCAUGAUAACUUCAUCCCAACCACAUAGGCAAGCCAAUAUUCUCACAGCCCCAACUUCCUGCCUGUAAGAUGGAGAUAAAAAUCACUGGCCUGCCCUAUAGGGCUGUUGCAAGAGUUGCUGAGAUAAUGUACAUAAGCACUGGGAAUAAUUAACAAUGCUCUGCAAGCGCUGUUAUUAGUACUAGGGCCAAAAUGGCACAUGCUGCAUAGGUCCCAUUAAUAGAUCUUUUGACGCCACUGUUGAUAAGUAUUUAUGUGGCACUAUCCGUGUGCACAGAGCUUUGCAGAGUACCGAGGUUUUUUUUACUCAAAGCAGUCUUGUGGAGCCCCAAUUUGGCUCAGGAUCAUGGUGCUGAGGAAGGAAAGUUACACCAUCACAUGGUAUUGUUGUCACGUUCCUGUCUGACGUUAGAUCCCACAGAAAAAGCAGCAAGGCUGGUCAAAGGUUGCUGGAUCAUGCAUAGCUCUGAGUGAGCAACUUACUCUGGUGUAGGCUGGGAUCACAUUCAGGACUUUUGCGUCCCUGUCUCCAGACUACCUCCAACAGGCUCCAUCCCUCCUGUAGAGAGCUUCAGAGCCUUCAAGGGCCGACCCUGCGGUCUGAAGGUGGGCACUCCUCCUCUGUUCCACUCCCUCCUGGUGUACUCCCUGUGCUGCGGGGCUGGUGAUGUGCGGGAGGAAGCACCUGGUUCUUCAGGCUCAGGGGAAGGUAUCCAUGAGAGUCUGGGGUCUGAGAGAUUCCUCUGGGGGGUCUUGCCCAUCAGCCUUAGGUGCACUAAUCUCCCUAUCUUCAGCAGUCAGUUCUGAGCCCCAAACGUCACCCAGCUCCCCAUCUGGCACCCCUGCAGCCUCCGACCAUGUGUCGAGAUCACCACUAGAUUCAGGGGUCAUGAUAAUUUCCUUGACUGUGCCAUCGGCUAUAGAAGAGAAAACAUACCUUCAUUUCCCCUCUGUGAGUAAUAGUAGUUUUGGAGGGUGGGUCAUUUAUGUCAGGGAAAUGACCUCAGUUUGGAUCAGGGCACAAUGAGUGGCUUUUAUCAAAAGGAAAAGAAUGUGGAAGCUCCAUUCAGGGACCUCCCACGACAUUCAGCUUGGAGAGCAAGAUUAUUAGACCCAACAUAUCUCCCCAUGUUGGCUUUGAAUGAAGGUUAUGAGCAUCACUGUUCUUUUUUAGAUGGCUGUAGAGCUUUCAUUCUGCAUCAGGAGAAUUUAUACUUUCCUAAUACACUACAGUACAGUGAUUUUUGUUCUCUUGGCAAAGUGCACAGAGGCUUGGACAGUAUUCCCCCAAACGAUAAUAAAAAACCUUUUUAAUUGAGUAAGGAUGGAGGAACAAUUUGAUUCAGUUCACAUUUAAAGGCAAACCUACCUAAAUUGCCCUUUGCCAGGCAGUAUGUGAGCCGUAACACAGCAAUACUUCAAAAUUUGCACUUCUCUGAAUUUUGUAAUGCUGUUUUCCAGCCAGGUAAUGUAUACAAAAACGCAUAUGCUGCAGUAAAGUGUGCAUAAAACACAUAUAUUCAUGAAAAUAACAUAUAAAAAUGCAUUAUAAAGGAAAAUUGCUUUGUAAAAAUGUCCGUAUUCGGCAAAAUUGCAUACGAAAAUGCACAUAUCAGGGGAAAUUCACACUAAAAUGUUGAUGAAUUUCAUGAGGACUUUUUAAAAAUACAAACUGGUGUGGAGAACUGAACUUAAGUCUGGGAAAAGGAGAAACUGAGAAAAACCAAAACUGACAGAUUCGCCCAUCACUAAUUGGCCCUUCCCAUAAUAAAACCAAAUCUUGAUUUAAAGUGUCUAAAAGGCAGAGGGAUUACUUUUUUAAAAGUCAUGUGUCCAGCUUAGGAGGAAAAGAUUGCAUCCCCCUGUCAUGCCACACACACACACACACGCGACAAAACUCUGCCUACAUCACCCAUUGCUGUCCAGAAAAAAAAGAAAAAGGCUUUACCGUGUCUGGUUCUGUAAGUGAUGUCUCAUUGAGAGAGUGCUACAAUGCAAUUUUCACAGCUGGCCAAGUGCGUGGGGAGUUGCAAAGAGUGUAGAAAAGUGGACGCUUCCUCUACUACAAGUUGGAACAGAAGAGAGAAAGCAGAAGGAAGGGGACUCUGCUGGGACUGAUAAUGGAUGUUAGUAGGUGGUCCUAAAGUAUAGGUUAGGCCAUAAAAUGCCAGCUUCCAUGGGAUGCAGUUUCCUUCUGAUCAGAGGGAUUUCUGCAUGCAGACACGCAUUAGAUCACACAGGGUGCAAUCUGGUGCACUCCUGCGCUUGAAACACUGAUGUUUCCUAGCUUUCUGUUUGGUGGGAGAUGCCCCAGUGACAGGCCUGAAGAAAGAGAGAUCAAGCUCCUCUUCAAGCUGAGCUUUGCACAGUCUCCUUAUCCACUCUGACCUUUACCUAAGUCAGGAGUGGGCAACAUUUUUUUUCGGUCUGAAGGUCACACUCCCUUGUGGGUUACCUUCUGGAUGGCUGCGUGCCAGUGGUGAGUGCAGCCAGAUGAAAAAGUGGGCGGAGCCAUGGAUAUGACCCUUACCGCACUUACAGAAGGCUAUAUUCCAGCCAUGCAAAAACCAGAAGUAUAUAUAUAAGGAUGGAGGAGCCAUUUGAUUCUGUGACCAUUUUAAUGUGAACCUGCCUAAUUGAAGCUUUCUGAACCAAUACAGUAAAUGAACUGAAGCAAAAUUCACACUUCUCUGCACUAAACAGUUCUUUAACCCAUGUGUUCAAAAACUCAUGUGUUAGGGGAAAGUGUGCAUAAAAAUAAAUAUAUUAGUGAAAAUAACUUACAAGAAUACAUUAUAUUAGGGGAGCUUGCUUGGAGAAAAUGGGUACGCUAGUCACAACUGCAGACAUAAAUGUGUUUCUUAGGAGCCAUUCACACUAAAAAUUCUCAUGAGGACUGCAAAUUUCUGCAGAAAUGUGGAGAAUUGAAUUUAAGGUUGGAAAACUGAGACACAGAAAAUGCAACCCAUGGUCCCACUAUCAUCUAGCAGCAAGCAUGCAAAUGUGUAUAGCAGCUCAAAGAUAACUAUUUGCACCGGAUAGGACUUUUGGGGUUCAGAUUUUCAGGCUAGACCCAGGCAGCCACCAUGGGCUUCUCCACCAUUUUCUUCUUGUCUUAUGGCUAUUAUUCUCCCCCCCCCCCAAACAAUC
Molecule: messenger RNA, 6339 nt
Organism: Rhineura floridana
Lineage: Eukaryota; Metazoa; Chordata; Lepidosauria; Squamata; Rhineuridae
Gene: TRIM29
Product: tripartite motif containing 29
Exons: 6
Coding region: 302-1852 (516 amino acids)
Molecular function (GO): zinc ion binding
Source: RefSeq, a predicted model, not a curated record